This is a messenger RNA of Branchiostoma floridae (Florida lancelet), 735 nucleotides long. Its product is annotated as ficolin-2-like. The transcript is spliced from 4 exons. Bases 1 to 735 code for a protein of 244 amino acids. The record is from RefSeq and is a predicted model, not a curated record. Lineage: Eukaryota; Metazoa; Chordata; Leptocardii; Amphioxiformes; Branchiostomatidae.
AUGGGAUUGGCUGGAAACAACGAUGAGCUGAUCAACGGCAUCACCCCCGAGGACUGCGCCCGCCGCUGUGUACAAGGAACAACAACCGUUCCGAUUGGACAGUGUAGAUCAUUCGACUACAUCACAGACACAAUUCGGUGUGUGUUGAGCAAGAGUAGCACGGACGACGCAGGCGCGACUUUGGUGUCUGAUCCCAGAUCUGACUACUAUCACAGAAAUGAGUACUGCAUUCCAAACCCUUGCGUUAAUUUUCACGAAUCCUGUAUGAACGAAGCUAACGGCUACACCUGUACCUGUGAUGCGGGGUGGGAGGGAGACAGUUGUGACAUGUUCACAGGUACCAUUUACCCACAGCAUUGCGCUGAUCUGUCGGCUGUAGGAAUCCAGACCAGUGGUACUUAUCAUGUCGGCCAUCCACAGCCAUUCCCAGUCUCCUGUGACAUGGACACUGCCGGAGGUGGGUGGACGGUCAUACAGCGGCGGCAGGACGGGUCGGUAGAGUUUAACAACACCUGGGACGUGUACGUACAGGGAUUCGGUGAUGCAAGCGGAGAAGUAUGGCUAGGACUGGACCACUUACACAGUCUGACAUCACAGCAGCAGAACGAGUUGUAUGUCCACUUGGAAGACUGGGGAAAUCCAGCAGCCACUAGGUUCGCACGGUAUAGCACGUUUUCGCUACGUUCGGCCAAGGAGGCUGGUGGUUUCCGUCAAGUUGUGGCUAUGCCAUGUUAA